This is a messenger RNA of Talaromyces proteolyticus, 2730 nucleotides long. Its product is annotated as Rad4 family protein. Lineage: Eukaryota; Fungi; Ascomycota; Eurotiomycetes; Eurotiales; Trichocomaceae. Gene Ontology annotation, cellular component: cytoplasm; nucleotide-excision repair factor 2 complex; nucleus. The transcript has a single exon. Gene Ontology annotation, molecular function: single-stranded DNA binding; damaged DNA binding. The record is from RefSeq and is a predicted model, not a curated record. Gene Ontology annotation, biological process: mismatch repair; nucleotide-excision repair. Bases 1 to 2730 code for a protein of 909 amino acids.
AUGCCCCCAUUUAUCCCUGUCAAACGGUCGCUGUCUCCCGAUCCCAAAGACCAGGCCGCACCUCCCUCCAAACGCCGUUCCGGGAGGAAGCAGAAAGCAGAGCCAUGCUCCGACUCGUCUGUGAGCAAUGAACCGAGUGAUCUCGAAUGGGAAGAUGUCGGCCAUAAAAAUGUUUCCAAGAAGGAUAAGCAGGAAGACAAUGACGAUGAUGAGCAUGACGAUGGCGUUGACUGGGAGGAUGCCAUGAAUGACACACCCACAACCAGUGGCCCCGGACAUGACACCCCGCUUCAGGACUUGGAACUGACCCUGGACCCUAUGGCGAAUGUGCCAGAGAUGAGCCUUCUUGAUACUAAGAAAGGCCCAUCCAAGAUCGAGCGGGUAAUUCGGCUGAAUACCCACCGGGCACAUGUACAAUGUCUGCUUUUCCAUAAUGCUAUACGGAAUGCGUGGAUCAAUGAUUCAAAAGUUCACGAUAUCCUACGGAACCAGCUACCAGAGGGUAUCAAGAAGGAGUUGCGGAGAUGGCGAAUCGCUUCCGCUCUAGAACCGCCGCCGCAAGAAGAUACAAAUACAAAAGGGAAGGCUGGGAAGAAAGGAAAGGGCAAGAAACAGAAACAAUCUGGUAGGGAUUGGGGUGAUGAUGCAGAACGUCUGGAACCAGGCCAACCGGAUAUGAGCCGCGGUGAUCCGAUUUUACAAUUAUUACGAGUCCUGGCUGCAUACUGGAAGAAGAAUUUUAAGAUCACGGCACCAGGUCUUCGCAAGAACGGCUACCGCCCUGCAAAACGCAUGGAAAGGGUACUCUCCUCAUUUAAGCAGGAAGAAUACGAUCCAUCAUUGCAUGGGGAGCGGAUCUGCAACAAGCACGAGUUUCGUGUCUUAGCUGAAAAGCGUCAAGGAUCUCGGGAUGUCGGAGCACAGCUUUUUACAGCUCUUUUGAGAGCUUUAAAAAUCGAGGCUCGUUUGGUCUCUAAUUUACAGCCUUUGGGCUUUGGCUGGACCAAGUCUGAAGUUGAUACCUUCGAACCUCUCGAGGAGAAGCCCAAUGGGCCAGAAGAUGUCACUGAAAGUAGCGAGGACAGCGAAAAUGAUAGUGAUGAUAAUUUGAGGCCAGGCAAGGCCUCCUCGAAGCGCACAGAUUAUGAUCGAGAUCUUCCUUUCCCAGUUUACUGGACAGAAGCCGUGUCCCCCAUCACUCAUCAGGUUAUUCCCGUGGACGCCAUAGUUCUGACUAACCAGGUUGCUGCAACGCCUGAGAUGGUCGCCGCCUUCGAACCUCGUGGUGCUCGAGCAGACAAAGCGAAACAGGUUAUCGCGUAUGUCGUAGCGCAUUCAUCCGACGGUACGGCCAAAGACGUGACCACGCGUUAUCUAAAACGACAGACAUGGCCAGGGAAGACCAAAGGAUAUCGUUUGCCAAUAGAAAAGCUUGUUGCGAGGUUAUCCAAGAGAGGCCCUGCUUAUUCAUUUGACUAUGACUGGUUCAGAAUAACUAUGAAAGGGUAUGUACGUUCUGCGAACAAGCGUACCAUAGUCGACGACGUCGAAGAUGCCAAGGACCUCGUUGCCAAUCAGCCAGAAAAGAAGGCUGUUAAAAAGGAAGGAGACACUCUACAGAGCCUGAAAGCAUCCACCGAGUUUGUUCUUGAGCGUUUUCUCCGGCGAGAGGAAGCGCUACGACCUGGUGCGGAAGCUGUGCGCAAGUUCGUCUCUGGAAAAGGAGAAAAGGCUAAAGAAGAGAACGUCUAUCGCCGUGCUGAUGUGUUGAGAUGUCUCUCUGCGGAGAGCUGGCAUAAAGAGGGCCGACGGCCGAAAAUCGGAGAAGCGCCUCUAAAACGCGUCCCUAUUCGCGCUGUGACUCUCAUGAGGAAACGGGAGGUAGACGAAGUGCAACGUGAAACUGGACAAAAGCCACUACAAGGGCUAUAUGCCCUUUACCAGACCGAGUUUAUCAUACCGCCACCGAUUCAGAACGGCGUGAUCCCCAAAAACGAAUAUGGGAAUAUCGAUUGUUUUGUUCCGAGCAUGGUGCCCCGUGGUGCCGUUCAUGUGCCCUAUGGAGGAACAGUACGCAUAUGCAAAAAGCUAGGAAUCGACUUUGCCGAAGCUGUUACUGGCUUUGAGUUUGGUAGUAAAAUGGCCGUACCUGUCAUUGAAGGUGUUGUGGUCGCUGAGGAAAACGUGGAGUUACUGAAAGAUGCUUGGCAAGCUUAUCAACAGGCACGUCGCGAAAAGGAGCGACUGGCGCAGGAAAAACGUAUUUUACAAACAUGGCGCAAGUUCCUAAUGGGAUUGCGCAUUAUGGAGCGCGUUCGUGCUGAGUAUGGUGAUGAUGGAGAUGCGGAAAUGCACAAUCCGUUUCAACGAAGGCACGAGAAUGCACAGCAGAUUGAGAAGUUGAGAAAUGACCAGCAGAAGCAGGAUCGUGAAGAGCCCAUGCAAGAGUAUGACGAAGAGGAUGGUGACUACCAUGACGAGGCCAAUGUUGACCAAGGUGGUGGGUUCUUACUGCCUGGAGAGGAUGACGGUGAAGAUAAUCUCAUCGUUGAUCAUGGUGACGCCCAACCCCGACAAACGCCAAACCACGGACCUCUAGUUGGAGUAGAGGACGAGUCUGAGCUUAGCGAAUUAGAGGGAUCUAUUGUUGAUGUAGACAAAGAGGAGGAGGAGGAGGAUUACAAGCCGCCUCCUCGUAACUCUGGCCGUAGACGUAGACGUGGAGGUUGA